Sinocyclocheilus grahami is the source of this 923-nucleotide messenger RNA. RefSeq names its product probable ATP-dependent RNA helicase DDX23. Bases 282 to 923 code for a protein of 213 amino acids. The transcript is spliced from 7 exons. The record is from RefSeq and is a predicted model, not a curated record. Lineage: Eukaryota; Metazoa; Chordata; Actinopteri; Cypriniformes; Cyprinidae. Gene Ontology annotation, molecular function: ATP binding; RNA helicase activity; nucleic acid binding.
AAGAUGAUGGGCGUCAGAAAAUUAGAGAAGAAAAAGACAAAGGAAAAGAGCUGCAGGCCAUAAAGGAGCGUUAUCUUGGUGGUAUGAAGAAACGGCGGCGUACACGCCAUCUGAAUGACAGGAAGUUUGUCUUUGAGUGGGAUGCGUCUGAAGACACAUCAACCGACUACAAUCCAAUUUAUAAAGAAAAGCAUCAGGUUUAGCUGUACCGUCGAGGCUUCAUCGCCGGCAUCGACCUCAAGCAGCAGAAGAGAGAUCAGUCCCGGUUCUACGGAGACCUGAUGGAGAAGAGACGGACCCUUGAAGAGAAGGAGCAAGAGGAACUGAGGCUGAAGAAGGUCCGAAAGAAGGAGGCCAAGCAGCGCUGGGACGACCGGCACUGGUCUCAGAAGAAGAUGGAUGAGAUGACAGACAGAGACUGGAGAAUCUUCAGAGAGGAUUACAGCAUCACGACCAAAGGAGGAAAGAUCCCCAACCCCAUCCGCAACUGGAAGGAGUAUUCACUGCCGCCGCACAUUCUGGAGGUCAUCGAAAAGUGUGGAUAUAAGGAUCCCACACCUAUCCAGAGGCAGGCCAUUCCUAUUGGCCUACAGAACCGUGACAUCAUUGGUGUGGCCGAGACUGGUAGUGGUAAAACCGCCGCCUUCCUCAUUCCUUUAUUGGUCUGGAUCACCACUCUGCCUAAGAUUGACAGGAUCGAGGACUCGGAUCAGGGACCGUAUGCCGUCAUUCUGGCCCCCACUCGUGAGCUGGCACAGCAGAUAGAGGAGGAGACGAUUAAAUUCGGCAAACCGCUGGGGAUCCGGACGGUGGCUGUGAUCGGUGGAAUAUCCAGAGAGGAUCAAGGCUUCAAACUCAGGAUGGGUUGUGAGACUGAGGCUGAAGAAGGUCCGAAAGAAGGAGGCCAAGCAGCGCUGGGAUGA